Messenger RNA from Mycena indigotica, 2622 nucleotides. RefSeq lists its product as uncharacterized. The transcript has 13 exons. Gene Ontology annotation, cellular component: mitochondrial inner membrane. Gene Ontology annotation, molecular function: nucleic acid binding. Bases 58 to 2622 code for a protein of 854 amino acids. The record is from RefSeq and is a predicted model, not a curated record. Lineage: Eukaryota; Fungi; Basidiomycota; Agaricomycetes; Agaricales; Mycenaceae.
UUGGUCCCAAACCUCAACUCUAACUUGAAUGCAGACCUAAACCAGUCAAACGACGGCAUGUUUCGUCGUAUCUGGCUAGGGAGAAGCGCCCUCAGAGCCCCAUUGCGCAGAUAUACGGACUCAGCACUCCCACUUACUUCCCAUCGCGCCAAACUCUUCAUUGACGCGCUUCCCACUUCCCACCAUUACUGGCAGGUACUUACACUCCAAAAAUAUGCGGAAAUCUUCCUCCAGGACGACAUCAUUGCGAACCUUCGCGCCCGGCUAGCCAAUAUAACGGCGUACGGGUUUUCUGUUGUUGAUAUGACGCCCCACAACAAGGAGGGCGGCAUAUUCGUAACUUUCGAGUACCGUGCAACGGACAAGGAGGCCGCUCUCAAAGCUAUCGAAAAGGAGAUAGAGGCCGAAACUUUCAAACAUGGUGGAUUGCCUUCUUGGAUGCCUGGUUUUCGUCGGGCACGGGCAUGGCUGGUGAAAGGUGAACCGUGGAUUGAGGACAUGUGGCGCUUGCCUACGCAAUUUCUCAACAUCCACUUUGACGGUCCCGACGUGGAUGAGGAGCGCAUAUACCACUUGCUCCGCCCAUACGGACCCAUUGUCAACAUAAUGCAACCCGAGACCUUCCCAGCUGGUACCCGACGAUAUAUGACAGCGAUUUUCCGCGAAGGGAGAGAUGCAGUCAAUGCAAGAAACGCGCUCCAUGGAAUUCGGGUUGAGAGCAGCACCAGCUCCGCGUCAACAACGCUGCAUAUGUUGUACACCCCACGUCAUAUAUGGGGCGAUAGGCCUUCCGUUAUUGACUGGUUAUCCAAACAUCCACGAAUCUCACUCCCCCUCUUUUUCUUUAUUCUUGGUGGCAUUUCUUACGCAAUAUUCGAUCCCAUACGAUCUAUCAUGAUCAAAGCGAAGAUGCAAGACUGGUUUGUCAUCCAAGAAUAUGGCAUAUAUCGUUGGCUUCGGGAGAAGUCGAGAGCUUUACGCAUUAUUGAACCUGAGCCGGAACACAAGACAGAGGAUGUCUGGAAGGAGCGUGAAGAAGCGAAGAAAGCCACGCGAGCUUAUAUCGCCGACUGGCCGACAACUGUCGCCUUUGUUCACGGACCUCAGGGCAGUGGGAAGAGCAGUCUGAUGAAUGCCGUCCUGAGCGAGAACAAACGGACUGUGCUGACGAUUGACUGUCGGGAGCUGCAAGAUGCUACUUCUGACGUACAAGUCAUUGAUAUCCUCGCCAGACAAGUGGGCUACUGGCCGGUCUUCUCCUUCCUCAACUCGAUCAAUCAAAUCGUGGAUAUGGUGACGGUCGGGAUAAUGGGCCAGAAAGCAAACAUCAGUAGCUCAAACUCCUUGCCCGAACAAUUACGAUCGAUGCUGCUUAUUGUCAGAAGCGCAAUCAAAAGUGUCGGGGGUUCACAUAAGCGAGAUGCUGAGCGCCACGCCCAACGUGCUGCGCAGAAAGAGGAAUUGGCUCAAGCCAACGCGCGUCGUAUGGAGCGGAUCCAACGCGGUGCAUGGCAUGAUGGUCGAUUGGACUGUGUUGCUGGAAACGGUGUCAUGGCAGAGUUAGGUGUCGGUGAUGAAGCGUUCGACGAUCCGGAUGACCUGGAAGUCGUUCACCGCAAGGAGGUGGAGAAGCGGACACCCUAUCCGAAAGGAAAGGCGGAACUGCAGGCUCUAUAUUCGCUGCCCGUUGUUGUCAUCAAGCAUUUUGAAGGAGGGUCGAGGCGCGAGGAAAUCUUUGAUGUGUUAGCAGAAUGGGCCGCUUCGUUGGCCGAACUUCAGCUUGCACAUGUCAUUGUUGUCAGCGACAAUCGAGAAAAUGGCAAGCGUCUUGCAAAAGCACUUCCUUCGAAGCCGUUGCAAACCAUCACCCUCAGCGACGCAGACGCACCGAGCGCGUUGGCAUUCGUCAAGCGCAAACUUGAGGAUGCUCACAUCAGCCUCAAGUAUACUCAUGAACAAGUGACAUCUGUUCAGAAGCUUGGUGGUCGGGCCAGUGAUCUUGAUAGUCUUGUUUACAAGGUUCGCAAUGGCGCUACGGUUCCGGAGGCAGUGGAAGACAUCAUAGCUCGAGGUGUCAAUGAGCUCCAGAAGAAUGCAUUUGCUGAUGAUGCAGAGGAGGCGAAACAACUACCAUGGACACGCGAACAGGCAUGGACGCUUUUCAAGCUUCUUUCCAAGCAAUCGGAGAUCAAUUACCACGAGGCUCUUUUAGAGUUCCCUUUCAAAGGCGAUGAGGCACCCCUUCGCAGUUUAGAGCAUGCUGAAAUCAUUGCGAUCGAAUUUCCUACAGGGCGGCCAUCGACCAUAAAACCCGGUCGCCCGGUUUACACAUACGUCUUCCAGCGGCUCGUCAAUGAUCCAAUAUUCCGCGCCACGCAAGAUAUUGCCUUCAACGAAAAGCUUAUCCUAAGCCAGGAGAGCACGAUAAAAGCAUGUGAACAAGAGCUACUGGCCUUGAAAGAGAUUGAUGUGCAGGGCCACUGGCUGUGGGGCGGUGGGAACACUGGCGCUGCUGUUCGCAUGCGGUAUUUGAGUUCGAAGAUGCGUGCAGCGAGUAUGAAGAUUGACGCGGCGGAAAGACAAAACGUUGAGAUGAAGAAGGUGUUGAUGAAGGGAGGAUAG